Messenger RNA from Pistacia vera, 810 nucleotides. RefSeq lists its product as uncharacterized. The transcript has 3 exons. NCBI's taxonomy places the organism in Eukaryota, Viridiplantae, Streptophyta, Magnoliopsida, Sapindales, Anacardiaceae. The record is from RefSeq and is a predicted model, not a curated record. The coding region runs from base 1 to 810 and encodes 269 amino acids.
AUGGAAAAACUAAGGCAGCUGCAGGCAAGAGUAAAUUCCGAGUUAUUGCGUCUCCAACAUUUGGAAAAUCGGGUUGUCCAGCGAAAGGCCCGAGCGAUAGAGCGUCUGAGAGCAAUUGAGAGUAGCCAGAAUGAUGAUGCUGGACAAGCAUGGAAUAUGAGAAUAAUGGAGGACACGGAGGUUUCAAUGGCUAAGAUUCAAGCCCAUCGAGUAGAGGGUAUGAGCAUAAUGAAGAGUAUCGAGGACUCAAUUACUAAGCUUAACGCUGAUCAUGAGGUGGACAUAUUGGCAGAUGCAAUUCAAAGAAUGAGGAAUGAAGAGGAUGAGCAAAGAAGAGAAGGCAAAUUCAGGUCGAAGAGUCAGAGUCUGAUUCCUAGGGCGAUUAACCCUGAAGGUCGCAACCAGACGUCGCGAAGAGGUCAGGCCCUGCUUUCCAUGCAACUGUCCCUGGAAAAGGUUCGACUGGGAGCUGCAAAGGAGGAGGUCGCACCGAAGGAGGAGAACGCAACGCUCAAGCGAGGCUUGGAAGCUGCCAAGGCAGAAAGAAACCUAUCUUUUGAGUCGGCGAACCGAUACCUAAGCGAAAGGGACGCUGCUCUUCGUACAGUGGACUUCCAAAAAGCCGAGCUCGAGAAGCAUGCAGAGAAAGUAAAGGAACUCCAAAGGACUAUAGUCAGACUCUCCAAAGAGGUUGGAGAGAGGGACCAGGAGCUGAAAACGACCUCUCUGCGGGCCUCGCAAGCAGAACAAGAGAAGGAUGCCUCCGAGAAGCAAAGAAAAGCUCUCGAGGCAGAACUUCAAGCUAGUUAG